UCCCCUUUUUCUCUCUCAUCUCAACCCUCUCAUCCAAUCCCCUCCCCCUCCCUUCCCCUCUCUCCGUAUUAUCUAUCCCAGAGUGCUCUGAAGCUCCUCUGUUUCUGCGGAUACUUGGACCAGCUCUGGAUUGCGAGCGACAGAGCAAAACAACGCAUUGGCAAUUCCCCUCGAUUCCCAACUCUGCCUCUACCAUGUUAACUCCCGAGGAGAUUCAAGUUCUUGAAAUCCUUGCUCGCCUGCCGCAACUAGUCUUUGAAUCUGAGGUCCCUUCUUUGUUACCAUCCGCCUGGGGCUGUAGGAGGAGGAGAUCUGCAAUUGACCUUCCCUCUUAUCAGUCCCAUUCUCUCCGUCUCCGUCUUCGAGUGUCUAAAACGCCGUCGCCGUCGCAUCCCGCUACUAAAGAUGGUGUUGCUCAGACAUCCGACACCGAUAGUUUACCGGUGGUCAAGGCUAAUGCUCCUAGUCCUGCUACCCCUCUUUCGUUUUCUCCCAGCGAAUCUGACGAGAAGCCCGUCGUCUUGAAAAAGAAACAAUCCCGGAAAAGGAAGAGAGACGACCUUUUGAGGACGAUAGAAGAAUUGACGAAAAGCAAACAAUUACUUCUAGGGGAGAUAGAUAAUGUGAAACGUUAUCACGACGAUCUGAAAGCCCACAAUUUGAAGCUGAAAGCACGGCAAGAAGAGUUGAGUGUUGGUCGUCAAAAGGAGAAUUCCUCUAUGAACAUGGGCUUGCAAGGAGCCAAUGCCUCGGGGAACUCGCCUUCCAUGGCUGAAAAUAGAGAUCCUGAUCAGCGUCAUCACGAUGGGCAGCGAAUCGCCUGCCAAGCGGGCGAGUCUUGUCAACCAACGACGUCGUUGCCGUCAACUAGUGGAUCAGGCAUCGUUCCGUUUGGAAUUCCUGAUCUGAACGUCUACCCCGACGACACAAUCCCAGUUGAUUCUUCUCAACCCUUUGAGCUAAGUUUGGCUAACAAGCAACUCUCUAGGUUCAUGGCAGCUCAGGCGAGGCAGAAGAGGAUCAUGAUUAAAAGGGUUAAGAAUUUCAUGGGAACCAGUAAACCACGUUCCUCUAGUAGAUGAGUAGAUGAGUUUUCCCUUUCUAUUAUUAAAAUUAUUAUUAUUUCCUUAUCCCAUUUGUGGGUUUUACAGUUUUGCCCUUAAGUGGUAUAUGGCUUGAUGCGGAAGAAAUUGUUCUCAUUCUCGUGAUACUGAUAUAUUUGAUAGGAUCGCGACUCGCAAAAAUUGUAGAAUAGAGUUAUCUGCGGAAUAUUUUGUUGGAUACGUGAUGUGCUGGUGAUAAAUGAUCUAUUUAAAAAUAGUAUGUUAAUAUUUUAAAUC
Molecule: messenger RNA, 1340 nt
Organism: Neltuma alba
Lineage: Eukaryota; Viridiplantae; Streptophyta; Magnoliopsida; Fabales; Fabaceae
Exons: 4
Coding region: 195-1082 (295 amino acids)
Source: RefSeq, a predicted model, not a curated record